This is a messenger RNA of Dracunculus medinensis (Guinea worm), 1131 nucleotides long. The record is from the annotation of a GenBank genome assembly. NCBI's taxonomy places the organism in Eukaryota, Metazoa, Nematoda, Chromadorea, Rhabditida, Dracunculidae.
AUGGGAAAAUCAGCAAUUAUAGGUGCGUGCUAUUCGUUGUAUAUGGAACUUAUUUCUGUAGAAAAUUUCAUGGAAAAACGAGAAAAAAGUGUAACGAAUAAUAGUUACUCAAAAUAUGUCGUAAUGGCAGCAAUUAGUGGCGCUAUUAUCGCCAUAUUAUUGGUGAAUGAAUUUAGUCGCAUGAACCAAGAUUCACCAGCAAUAAACGAUACAAUAGCAACCGCAGAAAAAUCGCAGGAAAAUGCGACAGAGAAUGGAACUUUAGAAAAUAUCGAUACGAUUGAGAAGGACAAAUCGAGGACCAAAAAAAAGAAAAAAACUGCAUCGUCUAGCGGUAAGAAGUCAUCUGAGCGAAAAGACAAACUGAAAAUUGGUGAUAAAUUCAUAGUUUACAGUUCAAAUGAAAACAACUUCGAAAUUUCCGACAGAGUCGUACUCCGGCAUGACAAUAGCAUGCAUGUAGAGCGAGGUCUUAGAGUCAAAGGAAAUGUCUAUACAACAAUCACAGGAGUAUCAGUAAUAAUUCCGGAUCGUACUGCAAAAUCAACGCUAAAAAUAGUUCGUUUUAAAGAUAUAACAUAUCCGAUUAACACAACUGGUUGGUCCAUCGAUCAUAGCGAGGUUCCUUCACUUUAUCUGAAAUAUAUGAUUGCUGCCUCAUUUGCGACGGGUGCUUUAAGCUUGGAUGAAUCAAUUCCUGGUAAAGUUCUGUCGAUUGGACUUGGUGGCGGCUCAAUCGAUGUGACUGUCGUUGAAAUUGAUGCGUUCACUGUGGAAAUAGCGACGAAAUAUUUUGGUUUCCAUCAGGACGAGCGUCAACGAUGUAUUAUUGAAGAUGGCUCUAUUUUUAUAAAGGAAGCAGCGAAAAAAGGACAGAAAUUCAACGUUAUCAUAUUGGAUGCAUGUGAAACUAAACCUACUCAUGCAGUUUGUCCAUGUAAGCCAUUCACUGAUCCAGCAAUUUCACAGUAUUUUCCUAAGAUUCUCAUGAAAUCAGGCGUACUUUUGGUAAAUUACUUAGCAAGAAACGAGGAAAAUCUUCCUUACGAGGAGCUUAUGAAGUCUUUCGAACCUUAUUUUGAGGGUUGUAGCAUAUAUCAAAUUCCUAUGUAUGUUAAUCAGGUUUGUUGA